Knipowitschia caucasica is the source of this 879-nucleotide messenger RNA. The record is from the annotation of a GenBank genome assembly. Lineage: Eukaryota; Metazoa; Chordata; Actinopteri; Gobiiformes; Gobiidae.
AUGAGUAACCGCAGCCAGGUCCUGUCCCUCCUCCUGCCUCCUACUAGUCUCGGUAACGUCCUGGUCCUCCUCUUCAGCAUCACUCUCUCCUCUGUCAUCAUCUUCUUGAACGCGUCCGUGGGCCUGGCCAUCCUGCUCAACAAGGCCCUGCGUAACGAGAACCGCUUCCUCUACAUGUUCAGUACGUGCUUCAGCGACGUCUGCACCGGCGUCUCCUACCUCUACGUCGGGGUGUUUGACGUGCGGGACAGCAGCAACACCCCCGCCACGCUGUACAUCGCCCCCACGUUUUUAGGCCUGUCCUUUAUGGCUGUAAUGGCAGCGCAGGCGGACCGGUACCACGCCGUUGUGUCUCCGUUCAAGUACACACAACGCAUGACGCGCAACAAGACCGUGGUUAUUAUAGUCGUGUACUGGGCUUACGCGUUCGCAGUGGUGGCCAUGCACAAUCUGAUGCCCCAGGGGGUGAUAAGAAGUUUCACAGCCACGGGUGCGUUCGUGGCCAAUAUUCUCAUGGUGGUCAUUAUGAUUGGUCUGAAUAUUCGCUUGUUUUUAAUCGCCAAGUUCCAGCUGGACAAGGUGAGUCCCCAAACGGAUCCGGAGCGGGACAGCAAGCGCGCGUCGAUUAACCUGGUGCUGAUAGUUGUGGCGUUUUUUCUGGCCGCGUGGACGCCGAUGUUCGUGCAUGUGAUUUUCUGUAACUUCUCCGGGUUCAGGUGUUAUAUGUUCAGGAACGAGGGCACGGAUCCCAUUCGCAUCUUGCCCCGGAUCAACUCUGCGCUCACGCCGCUGCUGUACCUCCGCGGGUGUGCGGCGGUCAGAGCCACGGUGGUGUCGCGGGUGUGGAGGCACUGCAGGCGGGGAAGCGUGACGGCCUGA